This is a messenger RNA of Silurus meridionalis, 1377 nucleotides long. Its product is annotated as tumor necrosis factor receptor superfamily member 6B-like. Gene Ontology annotation, molecular function: protein binding. The transcript has 4 exons. The record is from RefSeq and is a predicted model, not a curated record. The coding region runs from base 35 to 913 and encodes 292 amino acids. Lineage: Eukaryota; Metazoa; Chordata; Actinopteri; Siluriformes; Siluridae.
CUGUUACUUCCCUCUUGUUCUAAACAGAGAAAACAUGUUGCCCCCGAUGGCCGUGUUUCUGCUCUUGGUGUCCACCGAUGCCUCCAUGGAUAACGGUACCACCUUUGAGUAUGAUGACCCUGACACAGGCAACACACUGCUUUGUGCACUCUGUCCUCCGGGCACGUAUGUGUCCUUACCGUGUAGUAGCACUCAAAACACUGUGUGUCUGCCAUGUCCCAAGGAACACUUCACACAGUUCUGGAACUUUAUGCCCAACUGCCUGUUCUGCUCCAACAUCUGCGAGGGAAAUCUAAAGGUUAAACAUCAGUGUUCAGCCACACACAACCGAGUAUGUGAGUGUAAAAAAGGACACUACUGGCAGGAUGACUUCUGCGUCCCACAUACAGAGUGUCCUCCUGGACAGGGUGCCAAAGUAAUCGGGACCAUUCAGAGGAACACACAAUGCGGGAAGUGUCCCAAGGGUACGUUUUCAGCAGUGACAUCCUCCAGUGCUCAGUGUAUAAAACACACAGACUGCGGGAAUUUUUAUGCUCUUCUUCCAGGCAGGAGGUGGCAUGACCGCAUCUGUUCCUCAUGUGCUAACCUUACAGACAAAGACACAGGUGGAUUAAAAGUACUCCAAGACAUCUUGCCAGGAUUUUUCUACCACCAGAAUAUCAAAAUGAGGCAACUUAGGAGAUUUGUUCAAUUACUCAAUGGAAAGGACAGCAGACGUCUAUUAAGAGCCCUCCACACAAGAACACUGCUUCUUCAUUACAUCACUCAGUGGGCUGGAAAUGCUCACAAACACCAGCUGAACGCUUUACCGAAAAUGCUUCUCAGAUCGGGUCUUAGAAGAACUGCUGAAAAGGUCCAGGACAUGGUGAAGAGUAUAGAGGAGAGGAUAUCUGUGUGUCAAAAUAUAUACUAGCACAAAAUAUAUAGUAGUACAAAAGAUUUAAGGAAUAAAUUGUAUGUUAAGUUAUAUCCUAUAUAAGCUGCUCAUCAAUUUACUUUAUUCAUUUUUCUUUCAAAUUCCCCCCAAAAAUGCACAUCUUUCUCUAGUUCUUUUGAAACAUAUCCUUCAGUGCAAUUAAUCUCACAGAAACUCAGGUUUUUGUUCCGUCCUGUGUAAUCAGUUCUCUUUGACGUGAAAUUAUUUUGGCACAAAAAGAAGAAAAGGAAUGUUCUUGAGGAAAAUUACUUAAUAUUCUCUCUCUCUCUCUCUCUCUCUCUCUCUCUCUCUCUCUCUCUCUCUCUCUCUAUCUCUUUUUCUGAACUGAACACUGGCCAAGACACAUUGUGUAGUAAUAAAAGAUAACAGUUACUCUCCUGUGUAAUUAAUUACAAUCAUUAAAAAGUUGAACUACCAAGCAACCUCUCACUGAACAAAGA